Messenger RNA from Hyaloperonospora brassicae, 2298 nucleotides. NCBI's taxonomy places the organism in Eukaryota, Oomycota, Peronosporomycetes, Peronosporales, Peronosporaceae. The record is from the annotation of a GenBank genome assembly.
AUGUUGUGGCCACGCGAGGAGUUCCACGCCGCCUAUAAGCAAAUCAAACACGACGCAGUGCACUCCAGUGGCACCUGCAGCGUGCUCAUCCUCGUAGCGCUCGACGUGGACGCUCUGUGCGCUGCAGAGAUCCUCACGCGUCUACUGCGCGCCGACAUUGUGAGCUACUCGCUACUUGCCGUGCGUGGCUACGAAGACGUGCUCUUAGCCCGUGAGUCGCGCAUUCGCUGCGCUGAUGGAUCGCUGAGAAGCGACGGCGCGCUGAGGUCGGUCGUCAUGCUGAACUGCGGUGCCAUUGUCGACGUUGCGAAGCUCCUGGCGCUGCCACCGCACGUCAAGUGCUAUGUGCUGGACAGCAAUCGCCCCAUUCACUUGGCGAAUAUAUAUGAUACGGACGGUCAGGUCGUUGUAUUUGAUGACGGCGCACUGGCGGUUGGGGACUAUCCAGUGUGUGGUCUAGAUCUCGAAGUCGAGGAUUUUGAUACUGACGAACAAGAAGAAGAAGAAGCAGAGGAGGACGAGGAGGAGGAAGAAGUCGAUAUCGAUCAGAGUGAUGCAAGUGAAGCGGAAGUGGACUACGCUGUUGAUGCAGUGGAUACAGAGCUCAUUGAGAGGCACCAAAAUGACGGUCAUGGAACGGACAAGAGGGACCGAGAGGACGAAAAUGAGAGAAACGAUGCAAGUGAACAGGAAGAUUUGGGUCAGAGAUACAAGAGGAGAAAAGAUAAAGACGAAAAGGAGGAGAUGGCGGAGGAGGUAGAAUCAAUGGACGAAAGUGACACAAUAGCCAAACGGCGUCGUCGUGAAGAGAUUUUGCGAUACUACAGAGGGUCGUUUCAUGGCGCCCCGGCGGCUACAGUGGCGUUUGAACUGGCGCAACAGGUGAACAACUCGCAGCAAGAUCUGCUGUGGUUUGCUAUUAUUGGAUUGACAAAGCAGUUUGUGCUUGAAGAAAUAGACACGGACAACUACAACCUCAUGAUCACUCGGUUCCAGGAUGAGGUACUAGCGCUCAAUGUGCCAACACUAUCCAGCGAUCCAGGAGCGACUGGCGAAGAAGAGAUCCAUCCAGGCUAUGAAGACGGUAAGAUCAGUUUUGAGGAGGAAUACCGCUUCAUGUGUUACCGACAUUGGUCUCUGUACGAAGCCAUGUAUCACUCGGACUACGUGGCUUCGAAACUUGGACUCUACCAUGAUCAAGCACGCCGUUUUGGUGCGCGAAACGCUUCGGGAAAUAGCGAAAAUGGGACGGGAGACACGGCGCUGCAUGUUUUUCUUGCGCGUAUGGGCUUUUCGUUGCGGCAGAGUCAGCAAAAGUUCUCGUACAUGCCGUUGGAGAUGAAGCAGAAGCUGCGCGAAAAGACUGAGGAAAUGGCACCCGAGUUUGGCCUGGAUGACCUCUUCUACGGCUCUUUCAAGCGAACAUUUGCGUUUCAAUACCAGCUGAGCGCAGCUGAUGCUUUCUACGGAUUGCAAGCUUUGCUGGAGGCACCAGAAAGUUACAUUGCUGCAGUAUUUGCAACUGAAACACAGCAGCAGCAAAGCACUUUAUUGUCUCUCUUGUCCCUCGACUCCGUCGUGUCAUCUGGCGUCAAUAGCAGCAAUACUACAUCACAAGACGACCGGAUUCGAUUAGAUACCGAAGACACGGCAACUGAGAAAUUACCUCGAGACGAUUUCCGUCAACAGAACUUCAUGUUUGCGCACACGGCUCUCGCGUGUCAUUCGGUAACAUCAAGCAAGCUCAUGGAGAGUGGCAUCAAGGUAUCAAUGUCGCUGAAGCAGGCCAUUGUACGCGUCGGACUUUCCAUCAUGGAGCGUAAACUUUUGGUUCGAGUGAAGCACUUUCGCUACGUAUGUUUAAACGUCACCGAACGCGAUCAGGAGCUCUUUGCGAAUGCCAAUAUUUUGACGCAGUUGGCUCUGUUCUUACUUAACGUACAUCGCGCAAGUGGCAAAUGGGGUGGUCCGAAUGGUCCAGCUCGUCAAAGUCUGACAGUCAAUGAAGGUAUGGAAAGUGAGCCAGAGAAAGGUCGACCUGUGACGAACAAAUCCAUUGUCCCGCUGGUGCUUAUCACACGAAACCCGGCGCAGAACUGCUUUCUGGUAGUAGGACUUAGCUGCCCAUCCACACCUGGCGAGAUCCAUCGAAAUACCUUGGGAACGGCUUUUAAGCUUGCUGCCAGCGAGACUGGAGCAAACUUUCGGCAGGAUGGCUUCACAAGUGCCGUGAUGGAGAUUCAAAUUGAUGAAAUCCAGCACUUUGUUGAGCAAUUACACAACGUCCUCGAUGCAUGA